AUGUCAGAUAGACAGAACGAGUCUAUACUCGUCGCUGCUCCGGUCAAGACGAGGCGCCUGGGAACUCUAUAUCUCGAAGGCCGCCUGAGGGAUGGGACACUGAGUCAAUCGUCGCUGGACUGCGGCCUAUACGCAAGAGUGCUUGAAGCGCAACUGCUGUCCGCUGUGAAUACGUUUGACAUGCUGGAAGAUAUUCUUGCGGAUGAAAGAAGUAGGUUCCUGUUGGACCAACCCAAGCUGAAACUCGACAUUCUAAUGCGCCCAUCUGUAGACGGCAAUUUGAAGCUCGGAUCUGAGUACCCUCGCGCAAAGCAAAUCUUAGACUCUUUGAAGGUGGUUGAGCGCAUUGGACCAGCGACGGAAGAGACCUGUUUCUCAUCACUCGAGGUGAAGCUGAGGGUCCAGGUCUUUGAACUCUGGACGGCUUCGUCCCCUCUCGAAGAGUCAGAUGAGGGGGACGAGCAACUGGGCGAAUUGAUAUCCAUGCCGCAUACUCGAUUUGAGGCUGUUUGGGACGAGCUUGUAUUCGACCACGACAUCAAGGCAGACCUCAUCUGGAUGAUGACAAACAUCCUGCGAUUCUCACAGGCUCUUAAAGCUUCCAACUUCCGCCGCAAGCUGAAUCCUCUCAUUCUCCUCUACGGACCACCCGGAACUGGGAAGACAAGCCUCUGCCAAGGCCUCGCGCAGAAAAUAUCCAUUCGGCUGAGCGAGCAAUACGAAUCAACGACCCUUAUCCAAAUCAAGACGGCAACCCUACUUUCCAAGUACUUCAGCGAGAGUGCCCGGCACGUUGAUGAGAUAUUUACCAAGAUAUCUCACAUGUGUCAGGAGGGCCCCGAGAACUUUAUAUGCGUGCUCAUCGACGAAGUCGAGAGUAUAGCGAGUUCGCGCGAGUUCAGCACGAAGGAGGGUGAAAGCCAUGAUUCGCUCAGGGCGACGAAUGCGCUGCUUACGGGCCUCGACCGGUCCAUGAGCUUUCCGAACGUUGUCUUCCUGUUUACUUCCAACAUGUGCGACGUCCUGGAGCCGGCCUUUCUCGACAGGUGCGGCUUGAAAGAGUAUGUUGGGCCGCCGAGCGUUGCCGCACAAUACGAGAUUUUGAGGAGUAUCCUGCAAAAUCUCAUCAGCUCCAAUGUUGUGAAGUCGACCGAGGAGAUACCUUCGUACGACGAUGCCGAGUAUCAAGCAGUUGCCAAUCUUGGGAACUCGGGCCCGAAGCUUCUUGACCUCGUCAAGCUGAUCCGGAGUACCAACGAGAGCCUAGAUACCGAGAUCAGUGGUCGCAGCCUUGCCCAGCUCCCCGAAAAGGCACUUAUGAGAUACUUGCGAGACGAAGAUUGCGAUGUGGAUACCCUCAUGGGAUUCAUGGAGAGAUCCGUACUCGAGGGCGUGAAGAAGACGGGUAUCAGCAAAGACGAAAAGCAGGACAAGGGGGGGAAGCGAACCUGGGCGACGUUUCUGGAGGAGGAAUGUGAUUUCUCGAGGUUCGUGGACUUGGUGGAGUCGUAUAGGGCGGGUGUUGAGCGCCAGGCAAGGUUGAAGGGCCCGGUGCAGAGUGAGAGCGAAGCAUACUCUGGCAACCAGAUACAGGCUACGGGCCAGGCACCGGCUGAGAGAGCCCCAGAAUAA
Drepanopeziza brunnea f. sp. 'multigermtubi' MB_m1 is the source of this 1632-nucleotide messenger RNA. The record is from RefSeq and is a predicted model, not a curated record. NCBI's taxonomy places the organism in Eukaryota, Fungi, Ascomycota, Leotiomycetes, Helotiales, Drepanopezizaceae.